AUGUCAAGAAAUAUUGAUGGGUACUGGUCUUCCGAAGACGAGGGUGAAGUGAGAUCUGGAAGGAGCAUGUGUCUUAUGGCAAGACAGUCGAUCGAGUGUGACGAAGGCUACUUGUCUUUAGGUUCAGAAGAAGAUGAUGACGAUGCUGACCUGAACAUUUCCUACAUGGCAAAAAAUGAUCCACCUCGCAGAAACAUCAUCCAACAGAAAGACUUUCUGCAUGAUCUGAAGCUCGCUCGUAAUGCUGGUUACAUGACAUAUGACAACAAUAUAAACUCACAAAUUCGAGGUUAUGGUGUCUUGAUCAAUCGCAAUUUCUCUGUCUCUAAUGUGGCGUUCACUUGGGUCUUCUUCCCUAGGAUAAAAUCCGCAACAACCACUGAAAUCAGUAACUUCAUUAAAGGAAUUGAAGUUCUUGUCAAACUCCAUGUUAGAAGACUCCAAAGUGACAAUGGAUCUGAAUUCACCAAUGUCACUAUUGAGAAAUUCCUCUUCGACAAAGGCAUUGACCACAAUUUCUCUACUUAUUACACUUAUCAGCAAAACGGUGUGGUUGAAAGAAGAAACAGAACUCUCGUUGAAGCCCCUCAAACAAUGCUGAAGUUUGCAAAUCUUCCUCUCUAUCUUUGGGUUGAAGUUGUGUCUACUACCAACUUCACUCAAAACGAAAGCAUCAUCAAUCGCCAUCUCAACAUGACACCGUAUGAAGCCAUCAAUGGUUGA
Molecule: messenger RNA, 723 nt
Organism: Lactuca sativa (garden lettuce)
Lineage: Eukaryota; Viridiplantae; Streptophyta; Magnoliopsida; Asterales; Asteraceae
Source: RefSeq, a predicted model, not a curated record